AUGGCCACCCCCCCACCUUUUUGCCCGAUUCCGAUGUCUAGCAUCAAGCCAGGGUCUAGCAUCAACCCGGGGUCAACCGCCUUGGACUUCCCACACGCCGCCCCCGUCAGCCUGGUCUCCAGUUGCGACCUCCCCUCCAGCUCCAUCCCCUCAACCACAACUGCCACCCUAUCCAUCCACACGCCGCCGCACCAACAUCUCACCCUCCCAUCCAUCCACGUGCCACUGUACCAACAUACCACCCUCCCAUCCAUCCAUCAUGUGGUACAAGGCCUUGCUAGAGAACACCCCGGCUUCCCCGACCCCUUCCACGCGCUCCCUAUCACGCAAGUGUUCCUCCCCCCCUUGAUCGGCGCGAUUUCAUAUGGCGCUGUCGGCGACCAACCCAACCACAACAACACCGCCCAGCCGCUCUCCGGCUCGGCUACCACGCACAACACGACGUUGUCAAUGAGCCUCGAUCGGCGGCGGAGUCCCAGUCCCGCCUGGUUGAAAGGCGGGAUGGACGGCGACAACAAUAUGGAGGUGGACGAGGAGGAUGAGGACGAGGAGGAGGAUGAGGACGAGGAGGAGGAUGAGGACGAGGAGGAGGAGAAGGAGGAGGAGGAGGAGGAGAAGGAGGAGUGGCUACGCCAACAGCCGGUAGAGCACUUUUGGGUACCGGGGCGCGGGUGGCAGCCGGGUCCUUGGAAGCUGAGGUGCGGUCACGUGGUGGAUGAGACGUGGUGGGUCGAUUGGAAGGGCAGGUCCCUUGCUUUUAGGGUGUGUCUGUUGUUCGGGGUCUGA
Phialemonium atrogriseum is the source of this 786-nucleotide messenger RNA. RefSeq lists its product as uncharacterized. Bases 1 to 786 code for a protein of 261 amino acids. The transcript has 2 exons. NCBI's taxonomy places the organism in Eukaryota, Fungi, Ascomycota, Sordariomycetes, Cephalothecales, Cephalothecaceae. The record is from RefSeq and is a predicted model, not a curated record.